CCGGACCCGACCCGCCCCGAGUCCCUCGCCCCGCCCCUCGCCCUGUCCCUCCUCCACCCCACCCCUCCGUACCCGGCUCCGCCCCUGGGGCGGAUCCAGCAAGCCUGGUCGUCCGAGAGCCUGGCGAGCAGCCGGGUGGGCUGAGGGGGCGGCAGUAGCGUUGGAGCCGGGGAAGUUUGGGAGACGUGGCCCCCUCUGCGAUACUGAGCACGGUUCAAGCCCCAGGACCGUGGGGGCAGGCGGAGCCGUUUCCCGACGCCCCGGAGCCCGCAGCCGUCAUCUCGUGUCCUCUUGGCUGGUAAGGGGGCUUCUAUCUGGAAAGGGAGAUAUUUAAGUGUCUACAAUGUCAUCGGUGAAGCCCCUAGUUUACGCAGUUAUUCGUUUCUUGCGGGAACAAAGUCAGAUGGAUGCAUAUACUCCUGAUGAACAAGAAAGUUUGGAAGUUGCAAUCCAGUGUUUGGAGACCGUUUUUAAGAUCAGUCCAGAAGAUACACAUCUGGCAGUUUCACAGCCUUUGACAGAAAUGUUCACAAACUCCGUCUGUAAGAAUGACAUACGGCCGCUUUCAAACUCGGUGCCUGAGGAUGUGGGAAAGGCCGAUCAGCUGAAGGAUGAAGGCAAUAACCACAUGAAAGAAGAAAAUUAUGCUGCGGCAGUGGACUGCUACACGCAGGCAAUAGAACUGGACCCCAACAAUGCGGUUUAUUAUUGCAACAGGGCUGCUGCUCAAAGCAAAUUAAGUCACUACACAGACGCAAUCAAGGACUGCGAGAAAGCCAUUGCAAUUGAUUCAAAAUACAGCAAGGCCUACGGAAGGAUGGGGCUAGCCCUCACUGCCAUGAAUAAGUUUGAAGAGGCAGUUACAAGCUACCAGAAGGCACUGGAUCUCGAUCCUGAAAAUGAUUCCUAUAAGUCAAAUCUGAAAAUAGCAGAACAGAAGUUAAGAGAGGUAUCCAGUCCUACAGGAACUGGGUUGAGCUUUGACAUGGCUAGCUUGAUAAAUAACCCGGCAUUCAUCACCAUGGCUGCGAGUUUAAUGCAGAACCCUCAAGUUCAGCAGCUAAUGUCAGGGAUGAUGACAAAUGCCAUUGGAGGACCUGCUGCUGGAGUUGGAGGCCUAACAGACCUGUCUAGCCUUAUCCAAGCGGGGCAGCAGUUUGCACAGCAGAUACAACAACAGAAUCCGGAACUCAUUGAGCAGCUGAGAAAUCACAUCCGGAGCAGAACCUUCAGCAGCAGUACGGAAGAACACUCCUGAUUUGCCCAGGACCCUCGCCCAGUACAAACAUUCUGACCUGUACACUUGUAGAUAAUAGCCAGAAACAAAGUAACAAAAACCACCCUACACAUGUCUGAAAAUAAGGAGGAAAGUCUCCUGUGUAAACCUGAGAGAAUACAUCUGUUUAGAUAAUAGUUUACCACAAACAGAAUUGAACAUAAUCUUGACUCCUUUGGAAAGCAAUGAUCAGUGGCCUUGUUAAGGGCAAAUACAGCCUUGGAACAAGGGUCUACCCAUUUUAAAACUUUUAUCAUCGUAUUUGUAUAUUAGACUUAGUACAGAGUAUAUUUAUUGAAUAGUAGGGCUAUUUAUUGGAAAGUUCUUUAGCUGCAGGUUUCCCUAGGCAGUGGUCUCAAGAGGGGCGAUGCCAGUUUAGAAGAAAUGUGCUUGGCAGCACGUCAGGAGAGAAGCGUUGGCAUGUGCUACCAUCAGUGACACGUGUCUAUCGCAAGUGACGCUUUGAAGAUACUGUGAAUGUACAGAAAGCAAAGGUAAUACGCUCAGGUUUUCUUCAUAGAUUUUUAACUAACCUUGUCUGUAGCUUCGUGUUGAUAGCAUUCGCAUGGCCAGUUAAGUACAUAACAAAACAUACUUAGAAAUCCUUAAUGAUGCUGGUCAGGUCAGUGACACAACUGCUCCAUUUAAUUAUCACAGCUUAACUGUCACAAUUUCACUGCAGGUAAGCUUACCUAGGGCAGUAUCUAGUUACAUUUAAAGAAGCCACUGACGUGUCCCAGGUUAUGGGUUUCCUAAGUGGAAUUUAAUUAUGUGCCUAUCAAAGACGAUGAUGAUGAUGAUUAUUUUUACUUUACCAUUAUUUGAUGGCUAACAGAAGCAUCUAUCUCUAACAUUGCUCAUUUGUGUAAUCCUUUGGUGCAGUUUGGCUUGGCAUGUCAGUUCUUACGCUUUAAUUUAUUGCAAUUUAAACAUUACAGGAGACUUCAAAUAUCUUAUUUUAAAUUGGAUGCCACACUAUGCAUCUGGAACGUGGUUAGUAGGAAGAAAUGACAUGAGCUAUUAAUGGGGGCACUUGGUGCACCGAUGGAUGAGAAAGCUCAUUUCAAACGGAAUUGGCUUAUUAACCAAAAACUUGGUUGAACGGGGCUGGUGUGUAAUUACAAGUGCUGAGGGAAAGGUGAAAAAGGAAGCAAUUUAAAAUUAAUGGGGGGGGGGGGUGAGGCCUUCCAUACUGUUCUCAAAGCUGUGUGUUUAGUAUCUUGAGGUUUCAAAACUAACCUUUUCUUUUUUUGCCUUUUUCUGAGACAGUGGUUCUGUAAUUUCACUAUAAACAUCAAGUGAGGGGAAUUAAUUACAAAUUCAGGUUUAGGGUCAUAUCAUCAUGCUUGGCUUAAAUUACCAUUUUAAACAGUACACUGUGCAGUUAGGACUCAACUUUAGAAUAACAGAGGUCAGAGGUCUGUCCUCAAAUAGUCAGCUAGCACCUGGGUUCAGGCUCCCGGGGACAAAUGAGAAACACAGUUCUGGUAGAGAGCAGGGCUUAAAUAGGAGGGCCUCUGAUGUCCAACUGUGUUGUGUAAGCUGUUCCAUUCAGCAUCUAGUGUGUUCUUUGCAGAGAGAAGCACUCAUUGGUUGCAUUAAAGUUCAAACUAUGAUCAAAGAAAAUGAAAAAACUGACACUUAAGUAAAAACCAGUAAUCCAAUGUUGAUAAUCCUAGAACAUGCUUUUAGUUCAAUAAAAUUGGUGAAUCCUUGGUGUAUCAACUAGGAAACAGAAAACACAAAUUAACAACAGGAGAGAUGAAAGUGAUGGAGUGCCGUCUAGUAUGAAACCAGGGUUCCCAUCCCAUCACUGCAUUAGAAAGGAAACAAGUAGGAACAAAGAGUAGAUGCACCACGGAACAGAUCCUGGAGCUGUGCUGUUAAAGGACAACCAGAGGCACUAGGAACACAGAUCAGUCGGUAGUGCUUGCCCAGCAUGUAUGUGUGGAGCCCUGCUUGCCCCUUCCCUAGGAAUGGUGGUGUGCACCUGGAGCCCCAGCAUGCGGGAGGAAGAGUCAGGGCCAGGAAUUCAGCAUCACUCUUGGCUACACAGUGAGUAUGAUGCUAGCCUGGGCUACAUGAACCCUGUCUCAAAAACAAAAAACAAAACCCAAAACACCCCAGUAGAAAACAAAACAACCCAAACAACAACAAAACGGAUGAUUAGAAGACCUCAUGACUUGCUCUGGAUCUUUCUAUUUAACAACUUUGGGAAACAAAUCUUUGUGAAGAAGAUAAGCUGAAUAGGUCUGUCUCUGUUAAAAAAAUUUCAGUACCUUCCAGGAAAAAAAAAAUAAGGCUCAGAUUAUUUCAGUGGUCUUAGGAGAGAAUGCUAUCCCUUCUUUAUAACUUUUUUGGAAAACAGACGAGGAAGAAACAGUCCCCAACUCAUUUGAGCAGUAAUACUCUGGUGAGAAUUAACAGCUUUGGAACAGUUUCACAUGCUAACGCCCCUUGCUGAAGGCAGUUUUUCUUAUGUGAAAUACAGCAACGAGUGGAUCUUCCACUUCAUAUUUCUAGUUCUGUUCCUUUGGGAAGGAAUAGACAGCCAGAUGUUGCUUCCCAUUUCCCUGGUAUUCUUCCCCUUGUCUAGGAAAUACACUUGCUAAGAGAAACAGGGCCCUGAAUACUUCCAUACACUGUAAUUAGGAAGGCCUGACUUCCAUGAAUCCAUUUCACUGGAGUAGCUGAAGCUGUUACCGUGCUAUGCAAAAUCCAACGUGUCCUUCUUAUGGAAAUGGAAUUUUCAUUUACUGUAUCAAAUUGUCAAUCUAGUUUUUUUAUAAUAGUUGACUCAGAUCCUUUCAAAGAUGGCAUUACCUAUCCUUUAUUUAAAGUAUGAGUAGUACACAGCUAUGUUGUUUAUACACAGAAGGGACUGUGUAACUCAAAGAACAGAGCAGAGUAAGUUGUACAUUCUGACUGAAUGGAACAGUGGUUCAGUCACAAGAAGAUGCUGAUAAAUACUUGACCAGUCUGUCAUCCUAAAGGAACGGACCUCAGUUCUCACUGCUUGUAUUGUGUUUUGCACAGACAUUCAUCAAUCAUAACUAAUAUGUGGGGCAAGUCUUCUGAAUAUACCUUUCAUUUUGGACCAAACAAUUUGUCAUGGCAAUAAAUAAUUAUGCAUUUAAGAAAA
Mastomys coucha (southern multimammate mouse) is the source of this 4418-nucleotide messenger RNA. It is a transcript of the gene Sgtb, whose product is annotated as small glutamine rich tetratricopeptide repeat containing beta. The record is from RefSeq and is a predicted model, not a curated record. Gene Ontology annotation, biological process: post-translational protein targeting to endoplasmic reticulum membrane. Gene Ontology annotation, molecular function: molecular adaptor activity; protein binding. The transcript has 11 exons. Gene Ontology annotation, cellular component: TRC complex; membrane. NCBI's taxonomy places the organism in Eukaryota, Metazoa, Chordata, Mammalia, Rodentia, Muridae. Bases 344 to 1258 code for a protein of 304 amino acids.